This is a messenger RNA of Diospyros lotus (date-plum), 2360 nucleotides long. RefSeq names its product preprotein translocase subunit SCY2, chloroplastic. Gene Ontology annotation, cellular component: plastid envelope; membrane. The transcript is spliced from 14 exons. Lineage: Eukaryota; Viridiplantae; Streptophyta; Magnoliopsida; Ericales; Ebenaceae. The record is from RefSeq and is a predicted model, not a curated record. Bases 125 to 1846 code for a protein of 573 amino acids. Gene Ontology annotation, molecular function: signal sequence receptor activity; transmembrane protein transporter activity. Gene Ontology annotation, biological process: protein localization to chloroplast; SRP-dependent cotranslational protein targeting to membrane, translocation; thylakoid membrane organization.
CUAAGCCUGUACCCUGGGAGAACGCUCGAGAACAAAAUCGCAAGCUCUGUCCAGUCUUCAGUGUUUAUGCCACAAUUGCCGCAUUGGUUGCUCGCUUCAGUGAGUUUGUGAGGCAGUUUUGGCAAUGGAGGCCUCUCCGGCGAGCCUUCGCCAUUUUGCUCCCCGGUGCUUCAGAAUCAAGCACCUCAAGAGCGGAGGUGGGCAGGCUGUACGUAAUCUGCAGUUCUACCAUCCAUCCCAUGCUCAAGGUUACGGUUCCCUCAAGACAAAUCCUUCAGGUUCUAGAAGGAAGCAAUUUGUACAGUUAAAUGGACACUCUAGGCCAGUAGCAAACAAAAGAUUCUGCAUCUAUGUUUCUAGUCAGCUUGGAAGGGCAACAUCAGCUGAGCUUCCAAACCCAGAAAUUUUAUUGCAGAAAACAGAUGACGGGUCUUAUUUACCCAGUUCACAGGAUAUGGACAACAGUGGAACUCUGCAAUCCAAGUCUAAAAUGUUUAAAAAUCGGUUUCUGAACUUUGUAUGCUUCGGUUCAGUCAUUAAUGGUGCUGCUGAAUCCUUUUUCAAGAGCGAAAUACGCCGGAGGUUAUUUGUGACAGCAGUAUUAAUUGUGUUCAGUCGUGUUGGUUAUUUCAUUCCUCUGCCAGGAUUUGACAGAAGGUUGAUACCGGAGGAUUACCUUAGCUUUGUUUCAGGAUCUGUUGAUGAACUUGGUGAUUUCACAGCAGAACUUAAGCUUUCUCUUUUUCAACUCGGAAUCAGUCCACAGAUUGCAGCAUCAAUUCUCAUGCAGGUACUUUGUCAUGUUGUUCCCUCCUUGGUGAAGCUUCGGAAAGAAGGCUUGGAUGGUCAUGAAAAGAUUAAGAGUUAUAUAUGGUGGCUCUCACUUGGGUUUGCAAUACUAGAGGCUUUGGUUCUUGCUUGUUAUUCUCUUCCGUAUUCCAUCUAUACAGCUAGUCACAGGGUGAAGCAUGUGAUGGUAACAAGUUUGCUAUUGGUGUGUGGUGCAAUGACUAUUACAUGGAUAUGUGACAAAAUAUCAGAGUCUGGAUUUGGUCAAGGAUCAUCUUUGAUUAUAUGUGUGGGAAUAUUGACUGGCUAUACAGAUACAUUAUACAAGAUGUUAUUGCAGAUCACAGGGAGUGUUGUGUACUGGUGGCCUUAUGUACUUGCAGUAAUAGGUAUCUUCACUGUAGUCACAAUGUGGGCAGUUAUUGUAACUGAGGGAUGCAGGAAAAUCAAACUGCAAUACUAUGGUUUUAAACUUGCUUCUGCUACAAGAGAGGAGUCUCCAAUUACUGAAGUUGAGGCCUAUAUUCCUUUCAAUAUCAAUCCAUCUGGAAUGCAGCCUGUUCUCACAACUGCCUAUCUAUUGGCAUUUCCUAGCAUUCUUGCGAGUCUCCUUGGUUCACCCUUCUGGGAACAUGUCAAGCAGAUAUUGAAUCCUGAGACUUCUCUUGGUGCUGAGCCAUGGGUUUACUAUUCAAUUUAUGCAUUCUUUGUUUUUCUUUUCAAUAUAUUUGACAUUGCCAACAUGCCAAAGGAAAUUGCUGAUUAUUUGAACAAGAUGGGUGCUAGAAUACCGAAUAUAAAGCCUGGAAAGGCCACCAUUGAAUACCUUACAAAGAUCCAAGCAUCUACACGUUUUUGGGGUGGCCUCCUCCUAAGUUUUUUGGCAACUACAUCAACUAUUCUUGAUCAUUACCUACGUCGUGUAAAUGAAGGGUUUGCAAUAGGAUUUACAUCAGUUCUCAUCAUUGUGGGUUCCAUCAUCGAAUUGAGAAGAUCCUAUCAAGCUUAUAAUGUGAUGCCAAGUUUAAGCAAGGCUUUGAGGCGCUAUGGAGUAUGACCUCCAACUAGUUUCUUUGAACAUCCAAGGCCACUGCUUCGAAUUGUAGAAAUAAUCUCUUUGCACAAAAACAAGGGCGAAUGUUGCUAAUAAAUACGACCCUUGCGCAGCAGGAACGCACUUUUUUGAUUUAAUACAAGGGGGUUCUGUUUACUUGGAUUUGCAGCUAUGAAUGAGACAAUACCUCCAUGGAUGUAAUCUGCCUAGUCCUGCCAUCAGCACUCCAAAUGAAGAUCUUAGGACAGGAUCGACUAUUUCUUCUAGAGUUUUGCAAAGAGCAGAGUUUGUUGUAAUGACAGGUGUAAUGCUGAUGGAGCCUAGCCAGUAGACUUGGAACAUUUUGCUUUAGGGUUCAUUACAUUUGGCUAUGUAUGUAUUUAUGUGUAUAUUCCUAUUUUUGGCACGUUAAAGCUUGCAUAACAUUCACCCAGGUGAUAGCAAGUAGCAAGGAUGCUCUUAGGGGAUGAUGUUUUUUUUUUGGGGUGUGAAUUUAAAUUUUUCGUUAUUUUGACUA